Messenger RNA from Brassica oleracea var. oleracea, 1772 nucleotides. RefSeq names its product protein ASPARTIC PROTEASE IN GUARD CELL 2-like. NCBI's taxonomy places the organism in Eukaryota, Viridiplantae, Streptophyta, Magnoliopsida, Brassicales, Brassicaceae. The record is from RefSeq and is a predicted model, not a curated record. The transcript has 4 exons. Gene Ontology annotation, molecular function: aspartic-type endopeptidase activity. Gene Ontology annotation, biological process: proteolysis. The coding region runs from base 43 to 1506 and encodes 487 amino acids.
CUUGAGCAAAGAAACUUGGUUAUAAAAUGACCAACCAGUUUCAUGUAUUUAGUAGAAAGUAAAAUGAAGAAUUUAUUGAAUAUCAUAACUAUAAUCCUUUGUGUUUUGCUCAGUUGGGAAUAUACAGAUGGAGUUGAAAAUAGAGCGAGUGGGGAGAUUUCUUUUCACAGAAUUCAAAUCAGCUCUCUUUUUCCAUCACCAUCAUCAUCAUGUGUUCUUUCUCCAAGAGCAUCUAAUACCAAGUCGUCGCUGCACGUGAUGCACAGACACGGCCCAUGCUCGAGUCUAAGCAGCGAGAAAGCCACGACAAGUCCCGACCAUGACGAGAUCCUCAGACUCGACCAGGCGCGCGUAAAAUCAAUUCACUGGAAGCUUUCAAAGAAGCUAACAGCCAGAGACAGACUCAGUCAAAGCCAGUCAACGGUUCUACAGGCGAGAAGUGGAAUAACACUCGGUUCAGGAAGCUACAUCGUGACGGUCGGAAUCGGGACGCCGAAACACGAUCUGUCUCUGCUCUUCGACACAGGCAGCGAUCUGACGUGGACUCAAUGCCAGCCAUGUGGUAAAAAUGGAACGUCUUGUUAUCCACAAGAGGAGCCCAUCUUUAACUCUUCUUCGUCUUCUUCCUACUCCAACGUCCCCUGCUCAUCGCCGUUGUGUGAUUCUCUCCCUUCCCAAGGUGUCUAUAGAAACUGCUCGGGUUCCAGCUGCUUCUACGUUGCCGGUUACGUGGAUGGUUCCUCCACCUCCGGAUUUCUCGCCAAGGAGAAAUUUACUUUAACGAACACCGAUGUCUUCGACAAACUCAACUUUGGCUGCGGUGUGAACAACCAAGGAUUCAAAGGUAUCGCCGGCCUUCUCGGGCUUGGCCCCGGCACACUCUCAUUUCCAUCGCAGACGGCAAUGACGUACAAUAAUAUAUUCUCCUACUGCCUCCCUUCUUCCAAAGAGUACACUGGCCAUCUCACUUUCGGGUCCGGUGGAAUAUCUAAUUCCGUCAAAUACACUCAGAGUUUCACACUCCUAGUGAAUUCAGGGGGAUCCUUUUAUAGCCUCGAUAUCGUAGGCAUCUCCGUCGCCAACAAGGACCUGAACAUCCCUUUAGGAGUGUUCUCUAAUGCCACUGCUAUAAUCGACUCUGGUACCACGAUAACUCGCCUACCACCCGUGGCCUACGCGGCACUACGAACCGCGUUUAAGGAAAAGAUGUCGAAUUAUAAGACCACGUUGGGACCACCGCCAUUUGACACGUGCUACGAUUUCACCGGCUUGAGGACUAUGAGCAUCCCUAAAAUCUCCUUCUCCUUCGAUGGCGGCACCGUUGUGGAUCUUGACUCAAAAGGGGUUAUGUACAUGUAUGGUAUGUCCAAGGGUUGUUUGGGGUUUGCAGGCAAUACCUACAAUAAUAAUGUUGCCGUUUUCGGGAGCCUUCAGCAAAAGACGCUAGAAGUUGUGUACGAUGUUCCGAGCGGGCGGCUCGGGUUUGCUCCCAAUGGUUGUCGUUGAUGAGAGACAUAAUUAAAUUGCAAGUGACAGGAAAUGGUUGACCCACUACGUCCCCCAUUAGCCGAAGACCAACUCCUUUUAUUGUGUGUUCUUCUGAGACUCAAGGUACACUACAAGAAAUAUCGGUAUUAAUAGCACCCGAUAAACGCUAUCAUAUCGUUUUCAUAGCGUUUCGAAGAACGCCGUGACAGCCGCAGCUAUAAUAGACCCCCUCUAGCGUAGCGUUUUUCGCGUGUUGUAACAAUAUACAGAUAUUAUAGCGUUGG